Messenger RNA from Ilex paraguariensis (yerba mate), 937 nucleotides. The record is from the annotation of a GenBank genome assembly. NCBI's taxonomy places the organism in Eukaryota, Viridiplantae, Streptophyta, Magnoliopsida, Aquifoliales, Aquifoliaceae.
AUGGACCCCAAUCACUGCCAGUCUUCCACCAAUUAUGAUAAGAACUUAAAAAAAUCUACAGUUGAUGACGAAGCUUUUUUCUGGGAGCUACCAACAAGCCACGUGGUAGCAGCGACCGGCCUCGUUGGUAUCUCGCCGUCUUUACAUAAUCGCCGUCCCCACGACGCUUGCACCAAAAAGGCGAAAGGGGAUUCUUUCGGUCCCAAUUCACCAGAAACUCGCCGGAAAAUGACGACGUACGGCACAAUUCCGACCUCAUCAUCAGGAGGCACAAACCUCGAAUACCUUUCCCGCGCAAAAGAAAGACUCAAAUCUGGCCUAAGCACUCGUCGGCCAUGGAAGGAGAUGUUCAAUAUCCGAUCAAUCAACCUUCCGUCGAGCUUCCGCGACGCAAUCGGACGGAUCAGAACAAACAUAGGGUACUUCAGCAUGAACUACGCCAUCAUAGUGCUAAUAAUUCUGUUUCUGAGUCUUCUUUGGCACCCGAUCUCUAUGAUUGUGUUUAUUGUCUUGAUGGCCGUUUGGUUGUUCUUGUAUUUUCUUCGUGAUGAGCCGUUGAUGAUUUUCGGCCGUACGAUCGGUGAUCGUGUGGUGCUGAUUGUGUUGUCGGUUGUCACAAUCGUUUUGCUGCUGCUGACUCGCGCUACGUUGAACAUACUGGUGUCGCUGUUGGUUGGAGUAGUGGUGGUGCUGAUUCAUGCGGCGUUGAGGAAGACUGAUGACUUGUUCUUGGAUGAAGAGGCCGCUGGGACUGGUGGCUUGUUAUCCACUGCUUCUCCUUCUUAGAAGAUGAAUGAUGGCGAGAUUCUUGGAGGUGCAAGCUCGUCAGGAAGUAAGGGAAACAAAUAAAGUUGCGUAAAUUUUAGCUAAAAAGGGGGCAAUAGCCAAUGAAGACUUGUUUGUUUUUUUGGACCCUAUGAAAUGUAUUAUAACCAGC